Adineta steineri is the source of this 5396-nucleotide messenger RNA. NCBI's taxonomy places the organism in Eukaryota, Metazoa, Rotifera, Eurotatoria, Adinetida, Adinetidae. The record is from the annotation of a GenBank genome assembly.
UUUAUUGUCCAUUAUCACCUCGAGAUCCACAACAUCGUUUGCAUGCACUAGUAGAGCAAACACAAAGUCGUCUUGUACUUGUUCAUUGGUUAACGAGAAAACAGUUUGAUGAUGAUAUUCUUCUGACUGAUAUUGAAUCAAUAUUGUUUAAUAAUGCUGUAAAGAAUUAUGUUGAUCGUCUAUCAAGUAUGACAGUCACAUCUAGUGACAUUGCUUAUAUCAUUUUCACAAGUGGUUCAACUGGAAUACCAAAAGCGGUUCAAGUACGGCACAAGAAUUUUACUGAAUUCAUGUGUUCGUUAGUUUAUGGUGAUGUAGUAAAUGAAAGUGAUACAGUUCUUCAACUCGCACGUUGUUCUUUUGAUGUUCAUGUCCAAGAUAUAAUGGGCAGUUUUAUGAUUGGAAGUAGUCUAAUUAUGCUGCAUCCAAGAGGAAUCAUGGACUUUAAUUAUCUUUCUGGUGUUUUCAAAGACAAGAAUAUUACUUGUAUUACUACUGUUCCAACAAUAAUUAAUAGUUUCUUCACUUUCCUGCAACAACAAAAUCAUCAGAAUGUAGCGCAGUACCUGCGAUCAAUUUGUAGUGGAGGUGAGCCUUGCUCUUUGAAACUAAUAAAUUUAAUGUCGAAUACUGUAAUACACACUUGUCGACUAUGGAACAUGUAUGGCCCUGCUGAAACAACAAUUGAUUGUACAUUUCAUCUUCUCGAUGACAAAAUGGAACCUGAAAGUUUUCCAAUAGGCAGACCGCUUUCAAAUUACCAAAAUCUAGUUUUAGAUCAAGUCUCACAAAGGGUGUCUAUCAACCAAGAAGCUGAACUGUUUGUAGAAGGAGCAGGCGUCUUUGCUGGUUAUCUUGGACGUGAUGAUUUAACUGCUAAGGCUCUUGUUGAAAUAGAUGGUCAACUAUUUUACCGAACAGGUGAUCUUGUUAGAAUGGAUAAUAAUGGUCUUCUCCAUUAUCAAGGAAGAAAAGACCAUCAAAUCAAACUACAUGGACAAAGAAUUGAACUUGGUGAAAUCGAACGAUGUUUACUUAACAUUAUAUCCAUCUCUGUUUGUGUUGUCAUGAAAUGGAAAGAUGAUUAUUUAGCUGCAUAUGUUCAAAGUUUUGAUAUAAAUGAAGAAGAACUACGUGAACAUUGUCAAUCUCAUCUUCCACCACAUAUGAUUCCAUCCAUAUUCAUUAUACUAGAGAAACUACCUUUGAAUCAGAAUGGAAAAAUAGAUCGAAAACAACUUCCUUCGCCCGAUUUUUCUUCAUCAACUUUGGUAUCAUCCGAUAAAUCUGAUAUUCCUCUUAAUCAGUUCGAAGAACGUAUAAACACUAUUUGGUGUCAAGUUCUUCAUUCUAAUCAAAAUCACAUUUCUAGAACUACCAGUUUUUUUAGUGUGGGUGGUCAUUCACUUCGCUUCAUUGAACUCUAUUAUCGUUACCAGGCAUUAUUCAGUUUCGAUGCUUAUACACUCUCAAUUAGUCUCUUUCUUCAACAACCAACUAUAUUUCAACAUGCACAACUACUUCAAGCACUUCCAUCCAAUGAUAUGCAGACAACACGAUGGCAAUUACUACAUACCAAUCAAGACAUUACUUCUAUUGCUCAGAAAGACAUUUUUCUCGAUGAACAAGUUCAAAUUUCACAUGAAAUUGCUACCUAUUCGAACUUUUUCGAGCAUCCAUUUGUUGUGAUCAAUGAAAGUUGCGAUAAUAUUUUGUUCAUCUUACCACCUGGUGACGGUGGUGCCGAAAGCUACUUAAACAACAUUGUGCCUCCUGAAAUAGCCAUAGAUUGCACAGUUUAUCGUGCGAAUGUCAAAAAUGAUGCGCAGAGUGUUUCAGUUGGUGGACCAUUUUUUAAUUACCGAUGUAUAGUUAUGAAUCAAUAUUUACAAUCGUCUGUUACCAAUCAAGAAGUAGAAUUGCUUGUAGGAGGAGUAAGUAUCUUUGCUGGUUAUCUUAGUCGGGAUGAUUCGACAGCAAAAGCUCUUCUUGAAAUAGAUAGGGAACUAUUUUAUCAAACAAGUGAUUUUAUUAAAACGGGCAAAAAAGGCUAUAUUCACUAUAUUACUAGAAAAGACUUUCAAACUAAAUUGCGCGGACAACCCAUUGAACUUGGUGGAAUCGAACAAUGUUUAUUGCGGGCAUCGAUUUCAUCCUGUGUUGUUAUCAAAUGGAAUGAUGAUUAUUUAGUUGCUUAUGUUCAAUUUUCUCAUACCAACGAAGAAGAACUAAGUCAACGUUGUCAAUCUCAUCUUCCACCACACAUGGUUCCAUCCAUAUUCAUCAUACUUGACAAAUUACCACUGAAUACAAAUGGUAAAAUAGAUCGAAAACUUCUUCCUCUACCUGACUUUUUAUCAUCAGGUACUGGUUGUGAUACUUUCCAUGUUGAAUCUCCACCUAUUGACGUUCCUUUUGGUCAGCUCGGUGGAACAUCAUUAGAUACUAUUCAUGCACUUACAUUAAUACGGCAACAAGUGCAUACUAAUAUUGACAUUGGUCUUUUAUUUGCUAAUCCAUCUAUUCGACAACUGGCUAUUGCAGUAGAACCUUUGCUGAUUUCGAAUCAAUCUCAAGAGACGGUUUUCACCGUUAAUCAAUCUCAUGAAACAUAUGUUCACCUUGCACAUUCAUUUGUUGUAGAAUCUAUAGGUGUUAUAGUUCUUGUCUGUCAAUGGUUAUGUUCAAUUAUAAUAAUUCAUCGAUGGUGUCCAUUCCUUUUUCAAAUCUUACCAGUAUUUCAUCUUUUAUUCUAUGUCAUCUGCUCACGUCUAUUCUCACCACGCUACAUUAAAACUGAUAAUCUUUUCUCUUGCAAUUAUUAUCGAUGGUGGUUUUUAGAUCGACUUUGGAAUAAUAAUACAUUUUGGUUGCAGCAUAUACUUGGUACACCACUCUACAGUUAUUAUCUUCGUCUUUGUGGUGCACGAAUUAGCCUCAACACACAUAUUUAUACCACAACUAUCGAUGCUCCAUGGUUGUUAGAAAUUGAUGAAGGAAGUUGGAUUGCUAAUGAAACGUGUCUGAACUGUUUAUAUUUUAAUGAUGAUAACACCUUCAAACUGAGUCCAAUUAGAAUUGGAUCUAAUUGUUCAAUCGGUACACGAUCGGUUCUAUUUGAUGGAGUUGAUAUGCAAAAUAAUAUUAUUGUUCAACCAAUGUCAUCAGUCACUGGCUUCGUCGCAUCUGAAACGAUUAUCGAUGGUGAACAACACAAAUCUCUUCUGUCAGACACGUCCAAUAUGCAUAGUAACAGAUCAUUAUCCAUAUGGCAUAAGAUCUACCAAAUUAUUGUAAUCAUCUCGAUAAUCUGUAUUCAUUGUGCACUUUUAAUCCUCGUCUAUAAAGUUUAUUCAGUUGGACAAAUACCACUACUAAUCAAUAUUGCUUUUUGUUGGACUUUAUGGUCAAUUAUUGGUUGUUUUAUUUCGCUUCUCCUCUUGAAAUUCAUAGUAAGGCCCUGUGCUGCUGGUGAAAUAUAUCCAAUAGCGUCUAGAUUAUAUCUACAAAAAAUAUGGCUUCGUCAAUUAAUUGUAUCUAGUUUUCAUCAUGCUUGGUUAUUAUCGACUACCUACGAUUAUCUUUAUCCUUAUGUUCUUCGUUGGCUAGGUGCUCAUAUUGAAGAGAAUGUCAAAAUCGCUGAGAUAGACACAUUUCUAUCCUGUCCGACAAACCUAUUAAAAUUUGAAAUGGGUGUUACUACUUUUGGUGGAGUUUCAAUAGUUCCUACUGAUUUGACAUUCUCAGGUGAUCAUCGUGUAGAUCAAAUAGUGCUCGGAUCUCAUACAAACCUUGCCAAUGGAUGUUCAAUCUUGCCUGGUAGUUGCCUUGCACCUGAGACAAUGAUCGGCAAUUUAACACGUGUUUCACGAGAGACGAAAAGCAAAUUCAGAGAAGUUCUCAUGGGUGUUCCAGCUCGUACAAUGCCAUUUCAAAUGCCUGUAACGCCAAAAAACCAAGAUCAGAUCAAAAUCAUACCAUUUUGGCAUUCAUGCUUGUCUCAUUAUGUCAGCAAAUGUCUUUUAUUAAGCAUUUAUUCGUUUGGUGGUCUUGUCGGUGGAUCAAUCAUUCAUAUAAUGCUUGUGUGUGGUCUUAACCGAUGUCGUUCAAAUAAACGCCAUGAAAUUGUACAACAAAUAAUAGAAAGAAUGAGUCAAGAUUAUGCACAAUUUAUUUGUCCAUUUCUUGGCAAUACACAAUGGCUCAUUCGACUAUUUCGAGCAUAUGGCGCUCAUAUUGGUGAGAAUACUAUAAUGCCUGAUAUAUCCAGUAUUACCGAUUAUCCUUUGAUGAGUAUUGGAGAUAACGUUCGACUUAACGCUGGUACACAGAUACAGGGUCACAGUUUCGAACAACGUAUUUUUAAACUAGCUCCUGUAUCAAUCGGCAAUUCAUGUGUACUUAUGAGUAGCUCAAUUGUAAUGGCAGGCUGCGAACUAAUGGGUAACAAUCGUCUUUAUCCUUUAACAUUAAUAAUGAAAAAUGAUCAAUUGUCACUGAAUACUGAUUGGAAAGGGCUUCCUGCACGAUCUUACACAGUAAAAGCAAGAUUAUCUCGGUCGACAAUAGUUCAUGACGAUCUAGUAAAAUAUCAGCAAGGAUACGACACCAUUAAUAAAUUGUUUCUUUGGUACGAACGAAUUGCAAGCGUCUAUACGAGUAUAAAUGAAUUACAAUUUAUGAAUUAUGGCUAUGCAGAUAUGGAUGAAUAUAUCGAUGAUCAUACUGGCUAUUAUUCGAGAAAACUUUAUGAACAGGUUCUUGCAAAUGCGACAUUAACAAAUCAGAAUAUCCUUGAAAUCAAUUGUGGUAGAGGUGCUGGUGCUGCAUGGUGUGUUCAUACUCAUGCAUCUCACUCUUACACUGGAAUAGAUCCUUCUCAAGACGUCAUUAACUUAUGUCAACGACUUUAUUCGACACCUCCUCGACUUUCUUUCGUAGUAGCUAAUGCAACAAAACAUUUACCAUUUGAAAAUGAGUCAAUUGAUAUUAUUCUGUGUAUUCAAGCAACACAUGCUUUUGGCGAACCAAUAGCAAUCACACAGUUUGCCAAUGAGGUCGUUCGUGUACUUCGUCCAAAUGGAUAUCUUCUAUGGUGUGAUUUUUGUUACAUGAAUGGAUCAAGUACAUCAGUUUAUGAUCUGAUAGGAAAUGAUGAACUAAUUAUUGAAGAAAAGAUUAAUAUUACAAAGAAUGUUCUUCAUGCACUUGACAUUCAAAAUAAAUCUCGUACUGAUUUCAUUCAACGUUAUAUUCAACCUGAAGAACAAGAGCAUUUUCGUCAGUUUGCUGGAUUACCCGGUACUCAAAUUUAUGAGGACAUGAGUGAAGGACGUUCACAAUAUUGGCGAGUUGUAUUUCGAAAGAAGACAAUAACAGAUAUGCCUAUCAUCUGA